CACCUGAAGAUCAGCUCUGCAGCCAUUAAUUUUUCACCAGCUUCGACGAACGACCAUACAGUAUCAUGUUUCCAGUUGUUUAGCAGCAGUUGAGGCAAAAAUAUUUGGCACUCGUAAGGCAGGAGCCGUGGGAGGGGUACUCGAGUACGGUACUCGAGUAUAUUACUGUGCUGCACUAGUGCUGCACAGUACCAGUACCGGUACCCAACUUGCGGUACCCCAGUGAAACCACCUCAAAUCCCCUCCCACCCCUACCGCACCGAGUACCCGACAACCCAGUAAUCCCUACCGCCAAGCAAAACAACCUUCCAUCCCAUCCCAUCACAUCUGCCAUCCAUCCACCAUCCCACCUGCUACAGCAAAACCACCAUCAAGCUCCAGAACACCCCCCAGACCAAGCAGGAAAGAAAAGAAAAGAAAACCCCUCCAACCCCUCCAACCCCUCUCAUUGUGAGGCCAAAUUACUCCAGCCUUGUGGCAUCAUCCCUCCUUCAACAAUGUCGACAACAACCACAACAAUCGCCCAAACGCAAAAGGACCAACAAAAGCUCAAGGAAAUGCACCAAAAGGCACUCGCCGACAUCGAGAAGGAGCAAGCCGUGCUGCGGGAGUUGAUCGCCAGCAAGCGGGCGGAAAAGGAGACUCUAGAGGCUGUUUACGAUAGACUCAAGAAGAGGGGGGAGGAUGGAAAGGGGUAGUAGUAGAAGGGGAGGGGGGGGGAAGAAGGAUGGGAGUUAAAGAUUGUAUGUGGGUUUUCGGAGUUUAGUUUUUUUUUCCUCCGCAGGUCUUUCUUUCGGGGAAAAAGGGGGGAAGGAGUGAAAUUUAUGCUUUGGGAUCGAUGGAAUGAAGGGUAUCUCGACAAUGGACCGAAUAGGGAAUAACCGGCGUAAUGGGACUACUAUACGGGUAAGACGUGAUGCGAUGUCCUGGCACUAUACUCGUGCGGUAUUCUAAUGAUCAUCCGCUUGUGCAGGUCCUUUGAUACCGAUACUUGGAAGCCUUUCGGAAUAGCGACCCCCCCCCCCCCUUUUCACCCGCGCAAGGGGACCAAACGGAAACAUCAAAUCCUAUAGAUAAUCUACUAUCGCCAUAAA
This is a messenger RNA of Tuber aestivum (summer truffle), 1094 nucleotides long. The record is from the annotation of a GenBank genome assembly. Lineage: Eukaryota; Fungi; Ascomycota; Pezizomycetes; Pezizales; Tuberaceae.